Messenger RNA from Camellia sinensis, 2468 nucleotides. RefSeq lists its product as uncharacterized. NCBI's taxonomy places the organism in Eukaryota, Viridiplantae, Streptophyta, Magnoliopsida, Ericales, Theaceae. The record is from RefSeq and is a predicted model, not a curated record.
AGCGUUUUAGUUUCAGUGUAUAUGCAUAUAUCACAAGUUACAUUGUCAAUCUCACAACUAGUGAUCUUCAAAAUCGUCCCACAAAUCCUGACCGUCAGAUUUGAACAGCGAAACGCACUCUCAAGCCUUACACGUGCUGCCCAUCUUCUGAUUUGUUCUUCCCUUCUCUAAUCUUUGUUUCCAUGCAUGGAAUUUUCCUUCCAACUAGUACAACACACACAACGCAAACAAGAAGAUAUAUAUAUAGUGAGAGAGAGAGAGAGAGAGAGAGAGAGAGAAAUGGUCAUGGUUUCUGUUUUACUAAUUGUUUUUAUCUUCCUUCCUAGGCUUGUUCAUCGCCAUCAUUAGCGACCCAUCUCUUCAAAAGUUUGAUUUUUUUUUGCCGAGUUCUUUCAAAUUUUGAACAUCCAGAAGAGGGGGCUAGAGACAGAGAGAGAGAGCACAGAAAUGGAAUUCAAGGGUCUCUUUUUCGAUGUGGGUCUGAUCUUGUACUUCGCAAAACUGCCACAUCUGACCACUUCGAAUCUCUUCUGAUCAUUCCAAACAAACCAAUCAAUUUCGUGAUCUGUGUCCAACCCACUUCCCAGAUUUGAGCUCGCCAAGCUCGGUUCUUUCAUUUUCUGAUCUGGGUUUCUUUUUCUGGGUGCCUCUGUUCUGUUUCUAUAUCAUUUGUGUCCUCUUCUUCCUGGUAUAAGAUCAAGAAAUGUAGAGCAUUGUUGGAGGGUUUGAACUAGCACAUGAUUAACUGAUCUUGUUUUCUGUAUUGGGUUUUCUCUGGUUUUUACUGAUCUAAUCAAAUAAUCAAUCAAAUGGAAGAUGAUCAGGAACUGAGAAGGUUUGUGUGCAAAUUGUGCAACAAAAGGUACCCGUGUGGGAAGUCUUUGGGGGGUCACAUGAGGUCUCAUCAUGUAAAUGCAAAUUCAGAUGAAAAACUUGAGCCCAAUGUGAGAAAGAUUUGUAAGGAGGAUUCAGGGGUUGAACUUGGAGGGCAUUUUGCUUCUGCUUCUGCUGCUGGGUAUGGCCUCAGAGAGAACCCUAAGAGAACAUGGAGGGCUUCAGAUUCAAACUUGCCUUUACAUCAAGAGCGAGUCUGCAAACAAUGUGGUAAAGGGUUUCAAUCUUUGAAAGCUCUGUGUGGUCACAUGGCAUGUCACUCUGAGAAAGAGAGGGUUUUGAAGGAUGAUCAUUCAUGGACUAGUGAGAAUCAGAAGCUGUUGAUGGAUAGCCACUCUGAUACCGAUGCUGAGGCACCAAGGCGUGGGGCAAAGAGAUCAUCAAGUGUGAGGUACAAAAGAAUUGCUGUCAAAUCUUCUUAUUUGCUAAAUGGGUCUUCAUCUGUUUUUGAGAUUGAUCAUGAACAGGAAGAGGUAGCUAUGUGUUUGAUGAUGCUGUCUAGGGAUUCUGGGAACUGGGUUGGUGUGAAUUUAGUUGCGGAGUCUUCAGAUAACAAUUCUGUGGUUUUAGAGACUAAAUCAUCAUCCAUUGACAUGAGAAUUGGCAGAAAGAAAGGGUUGAAUUGGGUCCAUAACCGCGAUGAGACUGCGAAAAUCAAGAAACUAGUAAAAGGGAAGUUAAAAUCUGGUGUUUUUGAUGCCGAGGAGGCUACUCAAUUUGAGAAUUCUGAUUCUGAGUACUUCAUAAAUGGACCUAAGAAGGUCGAUUCAGAUGUUUCUGUUGAUGGGUUUCUGACCAAUGAUAAUUUCAAGAAACAUAAAAUUGAAGGUGGAUCUAAUUCUAGAUUUAAGGUAUCUGAUACUGAACUGGGGAAAGGCUUAAACAAAGUGAAAUGCAAGAGAACUGAAUCGACAAACAACCUUUUUUCCAAGGAAAAAGGACAUGAUGAAAGUGGAAUCGCUUCAAAUUCGAUCAAGUUUGAUUCUAGAAAGAGGACUGUGAUCGGUUCUUAUAGUAAGAAGAAGCAAUCUGUUCGAGAUUUGGCGUGCAAUGGAGAGAAAAGAUUGAAGUCAAAGAAAAGCAAAGGACAUGAGUGCCCAAUUUGCCACAGGAUGUUCAAGUCAGGCCAAGCUUUAGGAGGUCACAAGAGGUCUCAUUUUCUUGGAGAGUCCAGAGAGAAAAGCAACCAGACCAUCCCAGUAAUCGAGCAAGAGAUUUCUGAGGUUCCUGAUCUGCUUGAUCUUAAUCUUCCUGCUCUUCCAGAGGAAGAAGAAAAUGAGUUCAUGUCAUGGUAGUGUUUCCAGGAAGAUGCUAGAGUGUACAGACAAGUUGGUUUGUUCUAGGUUCUAGCUGACCACUAGCUAUUUCUUCGCCUUUUGUCACUAUUCAAGGAUAUCACAGAGAUGACACAGUUGCAUUACUGGUUAUACUCUCUGUAAGGAACUAGUUUUGGGAUUUUGAAUGCUUCUCUUUUCAUCUUAUUUUUUGUAUGUUUUGAAAAAUCCUCUGUUUUCACAAGUUCAUUGCUUUCUUUUGUUUUGAACCGUUGAUAUGAUGGCUGAAUUUUUUGUUUC